Messenger RNA from Aspergillus ibericus CBS 121593, 1201 nucleotides. RefSeq names its product putative formin binding protein. The transcript has a single exon. The record is from RefSeq and is a predicted model, not a curated record. Bases 408 to 953 code for a protein of 181 amino acids. NCBI's taxonomy places the organism in Eukaryota, Fungi, Ascomycota, Eurotiomycetes, Eurotiales, Aspergillaceae.
GGCGGAGUACUGGAAGUCAGCGGUAAGCUUGCUUUAUCGUAUCCUCACCUCUACACUAGUUUUCUCGUGCCGCUAACAUCGGCCAGCCCAAAUAUUGGUGCAAGCAGUGCAAGAUCUUUAUCCGCGAUACUGCCUUCGAAAAGUCUCAACAUGAGGCCACGGCCAAGCAUCAGGGCAACCUCAAACGAUUCCUUCGCGACAUUCACCGUAACAAUGAGCAACAACAGCGCGAAGCUCAGAGAGCCAAAAGUGAGGUUGAGCGAUUGCGACAGACAGUGGCCGGUUCCUCGGGCGGAAAAGACGGCGAUGCAGCGCCCUGGAAACGGGCUCCUGCCCCAGCCCCUAAACCUCAGGAGCGACCUGUCUCCAUUGAGGAGAGAAAGCGACAGAUGGCACAGCUAGCAGAAAUGGGCGUUGCUAUCCCAGAUGAAUAUCGCAGGGAGAUGGCGUUGGCCGGAGAAUGGCAGACGGUGGCGGAGAAAGUCGUUCAACCUCAGGAUGAUGCCAAAUCCAGCCAAUCACUAGGCGUACGCAAACGAAAACACGAAGAACGUGAUGAAGAGGAAGAAGCGGCGAAGCGGGAGGCUGAAAGAUUCGUGAGCAAGGGCUGGGGAUCGCGGGUUCGCCAGUACCCGGGCGCGCCAGAAGACACUGAUCUCGACGCACUUUUGGAGUCUACAAAAGAUAUCAAGAAGGCCAAGCCUUCGACGACUAAGGAUCUGGAUCCGAAGCCUGAUCCGACGCUCGAGAAGGAGCCGGAGUCUGCCAAGGGACAGUUCUUGCCGGUCAAGUCGGAAGAGGAUGUCGCUCCGGAAGCUGGUGAGCCGUCGCAAAUCAAGCAGGAAGAAACCGAGGCAGGAUCCUCGACCCCUGCGAUUAAGGAGGAUCCUGAUGAAGCGCCGGCUGCAGGCGUUGUUUUCAAAAAGCGCAAGGCUAAGGUGAUGAGGAAAUAAUGACAAGCUUGUUGAUAAGCUGUCACGAGCUAUGAUGGACUGUCCUAUACGGACAGUCUGCAAUGUGCAGCGUGAUUCACGCUACAACAGUAGCAAUCGAUGCAACUUGCGAAAUAGCGCCUGCCACAACACCGCAGGUUGCUGCCUCCGCUGGAGAUGGGUAAUAGCGAUGCGAUCAGCACGGUCCAUGACAUCACCAGGAAAGAGAGGCAUAUGGAUAGCUAUUCGGACAUGCUAUGAAUACCUCG